This is a messenger RNA of Pelobates fuscus (common spadefoot toad), 758 nucleotides long. RefSeq names its product ribosomal protein L13 (gene RPL13). Bases 78 to 713 code for a protein of 211 amino acids. Gene Ontology annotation, cellular component: cytosolic large ribosomal subunit; ribosome. The record is from RefSeq and is a predicted model, not a curated record. Gene Ontology annotation, molecular function: structural constituent of ribosome; RNA binding. NCBI's taxonomy places the organism in Eukaryota, Metazoa, Chordata, Amphibia, Anura, Pelobatidae. Gene Ontology annotation, biological process: translation. The transcript has 6 exons.
CUCAUAUCCCAUGAUGCACCGGAACUCUUCCUCCUUUCUCUGCGGCCAUUUUCUCCCUGUGGAGGGAAUAAGUCGCCAUGGCCCCCAGCCGGAAUGGCAUGAUUUUGAAGCCCCACUUCCAUAAGGAUUGGCAAAGACGUGUGGCCACCUGGUUUAACCAACCUGCCAGAAAGCUUCGUAGACGAAAGGCACGUCAGGCCAAAGCCCGCCGGAUAGCUCCACGACCUGUUUCAGGGCCUAUCAGACCGGUGGUGAGAUGUCCCACUGUCAGAUACCACACUAAAGUGAGGGCUGGCAGAGGUUUCAGCCUUGAAGAACUUAAGGCAGCUGGCAUCAACAGGAGAGUGGCACGCACCAUUGGCAUCUCCGUGGAUAAGAGGCGCCGCAAUAAAUCUACAGAAUCCUUGCAGACUAAUGUGCAGAGGCUGAAGGAAUACCGUUCCAAACUGAUCAUCUUCCCACGCAAACCUUCUGCUCCUAAGAAGGGAGACAGCUCUGCUGAAGAGUUGAAGAUGGCCACACAGCUGACUGGACCGAUUAUGCCAAUCCGCAGCGUCUUCAAGAAAGAAAAGGCAAGAGUCAUCACCGAGGAAGAAAAGAACUUCAAAGCUUUUGCCAGCUUGCGUAUGGCUCGUGCCAAUGCAAGGCUAUUUGGUCUCCGUGCCAAGCGGGCAAAGGAAGCUGCCGAGCAGGACGUGGACAAGAAAAAGUAAACUUAUUCCUGGAACUGUUAAUAAUAAAAAAAACAAAACCUCAAA